AUGAGUAACAAUAGUAUAGCAAGAGAUUUCUUUGGAACGUUGCAAAAUCUAUACGUGUUCAUCGAAACUUGCACAAAACGACAUGCUGUGUACUUGAAACACCAGAGAAAGUUGAAUGCGUCAGAUGAUGAAGGAAAAAAGAAGCGUGAGUACGUUCUGAAGAAAUUGUCUGAUACAAGAUGGGCAUGUCGGGCGGACAGCAUCACCGCAAUUUACCACACACUCGAAGCUGUCAUCGCGACUCUAAAAGAGAUCAGAGAAAAUGAAAAGAAGGCUCACAUUGCAGCAGAAGCAAAGGGGUUGUUUCAGAACGUCUGUGAUUUUGAAUUUGUUUUGGCUUUGGAGGUACUGUUUUGAUGACAAACGUACCGUGAUUUAUAUUUCAUUCAUUUUUAUUUUUAAUGAAAAUUUAAUGAUGUGAGUUGAUCAUUUUUAUUAAGGUGCUGAAGAAAGUCCUGCUACUCAGUAAGGGAGUGUCAGAUAAGCUGCAGUCAGAGGACUUGGAUGUCGUCACCGGCUGCGAAAGAGUUGCUGAUCUGCUAAGCACAGUACAGGCUCUACGAUGCGAGCCCAAAUUUGAGGAAUUUUGGGAAACUACUGUUACAAAAUGUCGCAGCUUGAAUAUCGAAGAACCAAGACAAGAGCGUACCCACAAACUUCCUAGGAGGAUCGACGAUAAUCCUGACACAGCAGUCCAUCUUACGUCGAAAGACAAGUUUAGAAUUUCCUUUUACUAUAAUGUAGGUUAUAUGAAUAAUGAAUUGUUCUGGAAACAUGCAUUCCAAUCGCUUAUAAAAAUAUUUACAGCUAUGUAUUUUUCGAAAUCUAGGUACUUGAUCUUAUGGUUAGCUCCAUUGAAAGUCGAUUUGACAAGAAUAACGCACCAGUUUUGAUGGGUCUCGGAUACUUAAAUCCUUCUCGAAUAGGCAAUCCAGAAGCUUGGAAACAUAUUUCUGUCGCGGCCCAAUGGUUCCAAUGCGAUCUUGAUGUUGAUGAAGUAGAGAGCGAAAUAUUUUCCCUACAAACAUCGUCGCUGCUUCCUAACAUCCUCGAGAAGGCAAAAUUAGAGAAGAGAAAAGCCAGUUUCGACGACCUGUUCAAAGCAUUGCAAGCUGAACCCGAAUGCUAUGGAAAUUUAACAAAGCUGAUGAAAAUUGCUUUGACACUGCCCCUCACAUCAACAAGUGCCGAAAGGACAUUUUCGAAGCUAAAGUUGAUAAAGUCUCGACUUAGGACAACCAUGCAGCAGGAAAGACUGAAUAGUCUGAUGCUGAUGUCCAUCGAAGACGACUU
Molecule: messenger RNA, 1293 nt
Organism: Paramuricea clavata
Lineage: Eukaryota; Metazoa; Cnidaria; Anthozoa; Malacalcyonacea; Plexauridae
Source: the annotation of a GenBank genome assembly